Molecule: messenger RNA, 1535 nt
Organism: Punica granatum (pomegranate)
Lineage: Eukaryota; Viridiplantae; Streptophyta; Magnoliopsida; Myrtales; Lythraceae
Source: RefSeq, a predicted model, not a curated record
ACAUGUCAAAGUCUUGAACUUUAAGGCACGGUAGUCGCUGCUGGAGGGUGGAGCAAGCAUCUCUCUCUUUUCUCCGUCCUCUGCCACUUUCUUGGACACUCUCUGCGGUUCUCCGAGGAUUGGGAGGAUUUGGCUUAAUCAGUUGCCUCGAAUUCCAUUCCCUUCCAACAGAUUCAAUUGUGAAGAGAUGACUGUGUUGGCCAACGGAUACGUUCAAGGUUGUCUUCCUGAUGAGCUCAAGAAGGUCUUGAAGUCGGUCGCUUCUGAAUUGGGAGACUCGAUCCAUGAUAUGGACACUUUGAAGGUGAUCCCCUUGAAGGGAGCUAUGACAAAUGAGGUUUACCAGAUAAAUUGGCCGACUACGGAGAAGGGGCUAGUCAGGAAGGUAUUGGUUCGGGUCUACGGCGAGGGCGUGGAGCUCUUCUUCAAUCGCGACGAUGAGAUUCGGACUUUCGAGUGCAUGUCUAAGCACGGCCAGGGUCCCCGCUUGCUGGGACGGUUUGCUGAGGGAAGAGUCGAGGAGUUCAUACACGCAAAGACACUCUCUGCUGCUGAUUUGCGUGAUCCCCACACUUCUGCUUUGAUAGCUGCUAAGCUACGAGAGUUUCAUGAUCUCGCUAUGCCUGGUCCUAGAAGGGUGCUGCUUUGGGACCGCAUCAGAAAUUUUCUCAGGGAGGCCAAGAGAUUAUGCUCGAGAAAAGACGCAGAAGAGUUCAAUUUAGAUGCUCUGGAGGCUGAAAUCGGUAUGCUUGAGGAGGAGCUCUCACGCGAUCCUCACCCUGUUGGAUUCUGCCACAAUGACUUGCAAUAUGGGAAUAUAAUGAUGGACGAGGAGACGAAGUUACUUACCAUAAUCGAUUAUGAGUAUGCUAGUUAUAAUCCCGUUGCAUAUGACCUAGCUAAUCACUUUUGUGAGAUGGCGGCAAAUUAUCAUACUGAGACGCCUCACGUUCUGGACUAUAGUCUGUAUCCAGAUGAGGAGGAACGCCGGAGAUUCGUGACAAUCUAUCUUAGCUCUGAAGGCAAAGAACCGGGCGAGGAUGAAGUUGAGCAGCUGGUCAGUGAUGCAGAGAAGUACACUCUCGCAAACCAUCUCUUCUGGGGCUUGUGGGGAAUAAUUUCGGGUUAUGUGAACAACAUCGAGUUCGACUAUAUGGAGUAUGCGAGGCAGAGAUUCCAGCAGUACCAGUUGAGAAAGCCCAUGCUCUCUGGUCCGGCUGUCAGUGUUUCUCAGGAUGAGACCUGAUGGACUUCUCGCAUGUAUUACUGAUUCGUACUCUGCUUUUACUAAGUGUGGCAAUAUAUACGGAGUGAUUCGGUGUAGAUAUAUAGUUGAAGAUGACAAUAUUGUUGAAGGAGCAAUGCAGUGCAAAAUUAGCUUCACUUGUACAUAUACAAGUCAUAGAUAAGGGAUGUAUUUGGCCUAUUUUCGCGUGAUAUUCCUACGAAGUUGUGACUAAUUAAACCUGUUUGUUGGCUAGACAUUUAAAGAGAAGACAAUAUAUACAUGUUUUCUGUUGGGGGUUAUUACUUAA